AUGAGGACGAGGAACCUCCCGUACCCAGCCGAAAAGGUCUGGGUGGACAAGCACAAGUAUGACGAAGCAGAGCGUCUGCACUACGAACGAGAAGCAACGCUGGCAGCCUCAGCCCCAGAAAGAUGCCCGGAAGUGGAAGUAGAGGUGGAGGCGGUGAAUGGGGUGUGCCAUGAAGAUUCGGCGGAGAGCGACUUGAAAGGAGACCUGAAAAGAGCCAGAAAUGGGAAGAAGCAAAAGAAAAGGAAGCGCUCGCCAAAAGCAAAGGGCUCUGUCUCCAAGGUAGACUUUGUGCUGACGGGUCUAUUAGCCGAUCGCGUGUGGUUCGAGAAGCCUUUCUUUGAUCGUGCCGAAAACGCGUACAGAAAGAAACUCGCGGAUGACUUCAGCCAGGCGGCUUCGGAGACGGAGCUGGCUGUUGAGCCGUCCGCGUUGGCGCCCUGGGCAGAGGCUGUCCAGGAAGUUUCUACAGGCAGGAGAAACCUGGCCGCCUUGCACUGCACCCAUGGCAGCCUGAUUGCUUGUCAUCACAUCAUUCAGGACAUCUGGAUCAACAAGUUUGACUUUGAUGAUGCCGAGAAAGCGUUUGUUGAAAGGUCUCAGUCUUUUGUUCCUCCGCACUUCCUAGACCUCCGAUCGAACAGCGGCACUAGUAACGCGGGGCAAAGAACGCCAGACGAAGGCUACGUUACAGCCCUGCCUACCCCUGCCACGCCAGGCCUGCCUGCAGAUGUGGCUCCAGCUGCCUCUUUCGUCAGCCACCUCGCCUCUUUCGUCAGCCACUUACCCAGUCCUGGACACCAGUCCGUAAAAGGGAAGCCGCUGAUGUCGAGCCUGCAAGCUUUGAUGUCGGAGGUGUGGCUGGAGAAACCGCUUUACGACGAUGCCGAGAAGUGCUUCUACGAGAACAUGUUUGAUGGGCAUCCUCCUGGAAAAGUGAGGCCGCAGGAACAGGGCCGCCCGGAGGCCUUGAAGCAGAGCCGGAAGGAUAAGAAAAGCGGUAGCAUUGGGAAACGAGCAGGGGUCAAACGCGUGGAGAUCAUCGCCGCCAACUCUUCCCUUCCUAGAGAUGCCAAACAACCUUCCCCAACCCGGUUCCUGCUGCAUGAGGACAGCGAGUCUUUGUGGCUUAAUAAACCCGCCUACGACAGCGCCGAGGCACGAUACUAUGUGUCCGAGGCCUCGAGAAUGGCGAGCAAAGAGGAGGAAGCCCGGGUCCAUAAGUGCACGCUACCCAAACCGUCUCGACCUGCGCCCGGUGCCUCAAGCUCGCCCGCAACAGAAAUUAAGCCCACGUCUUCAUUUUGUCCCAUCUCUCUCUGCAGAGAAAUGGCAGCCAACUUCCUCAUGCAUGAGAAGAUCUGGUUUGAUAAGUACAAGUAUGACGAUGCUGAGCGGAGAUACUACGAGCAGAUUAACGGACCGGUUGCCAGCUCUUCAUGCCAGCAGGAGAACGGAGCCAGCACGAUCCUACGUGACAUUGCCAGAGCCAGGGAGAAUAUCCAGAAGUCACUGGCCGGAAGUGCAAGCACAACCUCUGCCGCUGGCCCCAGCGGUGACCAAAGUGAGCUCAUCUCCCGGAUUUCCAGCCUGGAGUUGGAAAACAGAAACCUUCGCAGCGUUGUUGCAGAUCUCCAGCACGCUAUCUCCAAGCUGGAAAGUCGCCUGAGCACCCUAGAAAGAAGCUCUACUUCUCACCAGUCCUCAGCACCACUACCAACCCAGCAUGUCACCCCCAUGAAGAAGGUGGAACCACUGUCUGUUUCCUCCAAGAAAGUGGAGCUGCCUUCUGCACUACCUGCAAGGAAAACUGCUGAGCCCGCUGCUGCUGAUGAGGAUGAGGACGACGAUGACAUCGACCUCUUUGGCAGCGAUGAUGAAGAGGAAGACCAGGAGGCUGCCAUGGUCCGGGAAGAGCGACUGCGUCAGUAUGCAGAAAAGAAAUCCAAGAAGCCGGGCCUCAUUGCCAAGUCUUCCAUCCUCCUGGAUGUCAAGCCUUGGGAUGACGAAACGGACAUGGCGAAAAUGGAGGAGUGCGUGCGCUCCGUUCAGAUGGACGGCCUGGUGUGGGGAGCCUCCAAGCUGGUGCCGGUCGGCUACGGCAUUAAGAAGCUCCAGAUCCAGUGUGUGGUGGAAGAUGACAAGGUUGGGACAGACAUACUGGAGGAGGAGAUCACCAAGUUUGAAGACUAUGUCCAGAGCGUCGACAUUGCUGCUUUCAACAAGAUCUAAGAGCAAACCUUUAUCCUUUCUGAAACCGGCACGAAUAAAGAUCAAGGUUUCGAGUGCA
This is a messenger RNA of Alligator sinensis (Chinese alligator), 2287 nucleotides long. It is a transcript of the gene EEF1D, whose product is annotated as eukaryotic translation elongation factor 1 delta. Gene Ontology annotation, cellular component: cytosol; eukaryotic translation elongation factor 1 complex. Gene Ontology annotation, biological process: translational elongation. The record is from RefSeq and is a predicted model, not a curated record. Lineage: Eukaryota; Metazoa; Chordata; Crocodylia; Alligatoridae. Gene Ontology annotation, molecular function: guanyl-nucleotide exchange factor activity; translation elongation factor activity.